ACCGCUCGGGACCGCAGGAAGCCUCGCAGGUUUCUGCUUAACUGAUUGACUAGACAAGAGGCGCUCACCAGGCUGUGCCCUGCACGCUUCCUGUGCCAUACCCAGGCCCAAAUCCACUGAUCCUCCACCCCAGACGUGAGCUGGGGUCUACCUGAGGCUAGUCGUGUGAAGAUGACCAGCUCCUUCCUAACAUGACGACCUUGGACCAUGUGACUGCCACUCACCAGUCGGAGUGGGUCUCCUUCAAUGAGGAGCCGCCCUAUCUUGUCUCUUCUGAUGGCGCCCCCGAAGAGCACCUGGCAGGACUGUCCUCUUCCUCAGACCGGUCCGAGAGCUCCUCUGGGGAGAACCCCCUUGUUGAUGGGGGCUCCCGGGACCUUUCCCCCUCGGAGCAGGAUGACUCCUCAGAGAAGAUAGCCCUAGUCCCUGCAGUGGCUCCCGCUCCUGGGAGCCCCGAGCAGCCCACUCCUGACCUGGCCUCAGCCAUCAGCAACUGGGUUCAGUUCGAAGACGACACGCCCUGGACCAGCACGUCAGCACCUCACAAAGAAACAGCCCCACCGUUGACCAUGCCCUGUUGGACAUGCCCUUCCUUCGACGCCCUGGGGAGAUGCCCUCUAGCAUCCGAGAGCAGCUGGACUACCCAUUCUGAAGACACCAGCAGCCCAAGUUUGGGCCCUUCAUACACAGAUCUGCAGCUCGCCAAUGCUGAGGAUCAGAUGAGUGGCCGGGCUUCUGGGUCUGACUCGACUGACAAUUCCUCCUCACUCCAGGAAGAUGAAGAAGUAGAGAUGGAUGCCGUCAAUUGGCAGGCGAGCAGCCCAACCAUGAACGGGCAUCCUGCCAUUCCAGGGACCUCUGCUCAUUUCCCCAGCUGGGUCACUUUUGAAGAUAAUGAUGUCAGCUGCCCUUUGUCACCGGUCACCUGCCCUCUGAAGCCAAACACACCACCUAUUGCAUCUGCAAUCCCAGAGGUUCAUAAUCAUUCAACGGGGUCUUCUAAGAGGGAACGUCCCAAGAGCACUUUGGUGAACGUCUCUAAAGUCCAGAAGCUGGACAUUUCUUCCUUGAACCGCCCACCUUCCAUAACUGAGGCUCCCCGUUGGAGGGCAACCAACCCAUUUUUGAAUGAGACUCUACAGGAUGUGCAGCCCUCUCCGAUUAACCCUUUUAGCGCUUUCUUUGAGGCGCAAGAGAGACUCUCCCAAAAUAGUUCCAUUUCUAGCACCACAGGCAAAAGCCACAGAGAUUCCCUCAUUGUCAUCUACCAGGAUGCUAUCAGUUUUGAUGACGACCCCAGCAAAAACCAGGCACACUUGAGUGCAGUCGAAAAACUCAAGCAGCUCCAAAUUGAUGAUCCUGACCACUCGGGCAGUGCCAUGUUACCAGACGACGACCCAGUAGCCUGGAUUGAACUAGAUGAUCACCUACCUGCACCAGCACUGUCCCAGCCCAGGGCUGGAUGGCCAAUGAUGUUGAGGAUCCCCGAGAAGAAAAACAUCAUGUCCUCCAGGCACUGGGGCCCCAUCUUCAUCAAACUUACAGAGAGCGGUUAUCUACAGCUGUACUAUGAGCAGGGCCUAGAAAAACCAUUCCGUGAGUUCAAGCUGGAGCUCUGUCAUGAGAUUUCAGAACCUCGGCUCCAGAACUAUGAUGAGAAUGGCAGGAUCCACAGCUUGCGGAUCGAUCGUGUCACCUAUAAAGAGAAGAAGAAGUACCAGCCCAAACCCGCUGUGGCCCACACAGCAGAGCGCGAACAGGUGAUUAAGCUGGGCACCACUGACUACGACGACUUCCGGAGUUUCAUCCAUGCCGUGCAGGACUGUCUCAUGGAUCUGCCCGUGUCGUCCAUGGACUUGAGCACCGUGGGCUUGAACUAUCUUGAAGAAGAGAUCACAGUGGAUGUCAGAGAUGAAUUCUCUGGCCUUGUGAGCAAGGGCGAUAACCAGAUUCUCCAGCACCAGGUCUUGACUCGGAUCCACAUUCUGAGUUUUCUCUCUGGGCUCGCAGAGUGUCGCUUGGGGCUCAAUGAUGUCCUCAUCAAGGGCAACGAAGUUGUCUCCCGGCAAGACAUCAUGCCGACCACCACCACCAAGUGGAUCAAGCUCCGCGAGUGCCGUUUCCAUGAAUGUGUGGAUGAGGGUGUAUUCAGCAGUGCACGGGUUAUUCUGUUCAACCCUUUGGAUGCGUGCCGGUUUGAGCUAAUGCGGUUCAGGACUGUCUUUGCCGAGAAGACCUUGCCUUUCACACUCAGGACGGCAGCAAGCAUCAAUGGGGCCGAGGUGGAGGUGCAGAGCUGGCUUAGGAUGUCCACCGGCUUCUCCUCGAACCGUGACCCUCUCACUCAGGUUCCCUGCGAGAACGUGAUGGUCCGCUACCCUGUGCCCAGUGAGUGGGUGAAAAAUUUCCGCAGGGAAAGUGUCUUGGGGGAAAAGUCUUUGAAAGCCAAAGUGAACCGGGGGGCAAGUUUUGGCUCAACGAGUGUGUCUGGUUCUGAGCCUGUUAUGCGAGUAACUCUGGGAACUGCCAAGUAUGAGCAUGCUUUCAACUCCAUUGUGUGGAGGAUAAGCCGAUUGCCUGACAAAAACUCAGCAUCUGGUCACCCACACUGUUUCUUCUGCCACCUUGAACUUGGCUCUGACCGGGAAGUGCCUUCCAGAUUUGCCAGUCACGUCGAUGUCGAGUUCAGCAUGCCCACAACCUCAGCCUCCAAAGCCGCCAUCCGAUCCAUCUCUGUGGAAGACAAGACCGAUGUCAGGAAGUGGGUCAAUUACUCCGCACACUACAGCUACAAGGUGGAAAUUGAGCAAAAAAGGAGUUUGAAGCCCGACUUUGAAGGAGAUGAGAUGGAAAAUCUCAAGGAGUGUGGGAUCCAGUGAUGAAGUUCAACUGCAGGCAACCCUGACCCCAGAAGAGUGACAGGAUCACUGGCUGAAUGACUGAUGUUCCAGUCAGCACCUCCGGGCGGCUUCAAUGUUAGGAGCAGGGGAUCAGAUCUCCCCAGAGUUGCCUGUAUCACAGGAAACCGGAGGUGGCCUUUGAAAAGGCUGGUUGGCUCCUUGAUGCCUGAAUCUCAAGGCUCACCUGACUUUUGGAGCUUCUUGUAUAUUGACGCCUCCUUGUCGCAGCCCUGCUAGCCCAGCACUGCUGUGUGCUUUGUGGUACCUGGUAGGGUCAAGAGAUGAACUUCCCACAUCAGUGUUUGGCAUAAUUUCCUUCUGAUGUUCAUUGUCCCAUACAAGAGUUUCUGGAAAACAGCCUUAACAAGAAUCUCUGUCUGUCACUGGCUCUAGAAAGACUCAGCAUAGGUGCAAAAGAAAUUCCUCAUUUGGUUCCAUCAUCCUUCUGUAGAUGUCUUCAUUCUUUAAUGGAAACUCUGUGCAACCAUCUUGCAGGCAGCGCGCGUUCUGGAGUGUCUGGGUUGAAACACACUUGCCAUCUUUCUAAGGUUCAGCCCCGGGCUUGCCCUCUGGGUCAUGAUCACUGUUGCUGUUAGGUGCCAUCGAGUCAGUAACAACUCACAGCGACCCUGCGGACGACAGAAUGAGGCUGCCCAGUUCUCCGCAUCCUCACCAGUGGUGUGUGGAGCCCACUGUUGCAGUUACUGUGUCAGUCCAUCUCAUUGAGGGUCUUCCUCUUUUUUGAUAACUCUUUACC
This is a messenger RNA of Echinops telfairi (small Madagascar hedgehog), 3657 nucleotides long. It is a transcript of the gene STON2, whose product is annotated as stonin 2. The record is from RefSeq and is a predicted model, not a curated record. Gene Ontology annotation, cellular component: synaptic vesicle; AP-2 adaptor complex. Gene Ontology annotation, molecular function: clathrin-cargo adaptor activity. Lineage: Eukaryota; Metazoa; Chordata; Mammalia; Afrosoricida; Tenrecidae. Gene Ontology annotation, biological process: clathrin-dependent endocytosis; regulation of endocytosis; synaptic vesicle endocytosis. The coding region runs from base 192 to 2879 and encodes 895 amino acids. The transcript is spliced from 7 exons.